AUGGGAAGAAAGAAAAAGAAUAAGAAGGACAUCUUCAUGCCUGGUUGCCUUGUCUGGACAUCAUUGGCAGGAAUACCUAAGAAAAUGAAGUGGCCCGGCGAGAUUAUUAGAUCUAGCGACGGGAAAGUGGAGGUGUUUUGUCACUCAGACAAUUCAUGUUUUAUAGUAAACUUAGAGGAUGUCUGUCCAUUCCCUGGGGACAUGAGUCAGUGGAAAAACACAGGAAUUAGUGCAUUGAAAAAAAGACCAAAAAGCACUUUUGAUUUUAUCACAGAUAUAAAUUGGGCCUGCAAUAAAAAGCAUGAAAUUAGCACUGAGCUUCCUAUAACAGUUGGAGAAGAUACACAUGUUAGGGAUAUUCAAGAACAGAGAUCUGUACACAACACUGAGCUUCCUAUAACAAGUGGAGAAGAUACACAUGUUAGGGAUAUUCAAGAACAGAGAUCUGUACACAACACUGAGCUUCCUAUAACAGUUGGAGAAGAUACACAUGUUAGGGAUAUUCAAGAACAGAGAUCUGUACACAACACUGAGCUUCCUAUAACAAGUGGAGAAGAUACACAUGUUAGGGAUAUUCAAGAACAGAGAUCUGUACACAACACUGAGCUUCCUAUAACAGUUGGAGAAGAUACACAUGUUAGGGAUAUUCAAGAACAGAGAUCUGUACACAACACUGAGCUUCCUAUAACAAGUGGAGAAGAUACACAUGUUAGGGAUAUUCAAGAACAGAGAUCUGUACACAACACUGAGCUUCCUAUAACAGUUGGAGAAGAUACACAUGUUAGGGAUAUUCAAGAACAGAGAUCUGUACACAACACUGAGCUUCCUAUAACAAGUGGAGAAGAUACAAGGGAUAUUCAAGAACAGAGAUCUGUACACAACACUGAGCUUCCUAUAACAGUUGGAGAAGAUACACAUGUUAGGGAUAUUCAAGAACAGAGAUCUGUACACAACACUGAGCUUCCUAUAACAAGUGGAGAAGAUACACAUGUUAGGGAUAUUCAAGAACAGAGAUCUGUACACAACACUGAGCUUCCUAUAACAAGUGGAGAAGAUACACAUGUUAGGGAUAUUCAAGAACAGAGAUCUGUACACAACACUGAGCUUCCUAUAACAAGUGGAGAAGAUACACAUGUUAGGGAUAUUCAAGAACAGAGAUCUGUACACAACACUGAGCUUCCUAUAACAGUUGGAGAAGAUACACAUGUUAGGGAUAUUCAAGAACAGAGAUCUGUACACAACACUGUGCUUCCUAUAACAAGUGGAGAAGAUACACAUGUUAGGGAUAUUCAAGAACAGAGAUCUGUACACAACACUGAGCUUCCUAUAACAAGUGGAGAAGAUACACAUGUUAGGGAUAUUCAAGAACAGAGAUCUGUACACAACACUGAGCUUCCUAUAACAGUUGGAGAAGAUACACAUGUUAGGGAUAUUCAAGAACAGAGAUCUGUACACAACACUGAGCUUCCUAUAACAAGUGGAGAAGAUACACAUGUUAGGGAUAUUCAAGAACAGAGAUCUGUACACAACACUGAGCUUCCUAUAACAGUUGGAGAAGAUACACAUGUUAGGGAUAUUCAAGAACAGAGAUCUGUACACAACACUGAGCUUCCUAUAACAAGUGGAGAAGAUACACAUGUUAGGGAUAUUCAAGAACAGAGAUCUGUACACAACACUGAGCUUCCUAUAACAGUUGGAGAAGAUACACAUGUUAGGGAUAUUCAAGAACAGAGAUCUGUACACAACACUGAGCUUCCUAUAACAAGUGGAGAAGAUACACAUGUUAGGGAUAUUCAAGAACAGAGAUCUGUACACAACACUGAGCUUCCUAUAACAAGUGGAGAAGAUACACAUGUUAGGGAUAUUCAAGAACAGAGAUCUGUACACAACACUGAGCUUCCUAUAACAAGUGGAGAAGAUACACAUGUUAGGGAUAUUCAAGAACAGAUAUCUGUACACAACACUGAGCUUCCUAUAACAAGUGGAGAAGAUACACAUGUUAGGGAUAUUCAAGAACAGAGAUCUGUACACAACACUGAGCUUCCUAUAACAAGUGGAGAAGAUACAAGGGAUAUUCAAGAACAGAGAUCUGUACACAACACUGAGCUUCCUAUAACAGUUGGAGAAGAUACACAUGUUAGGGAUAUUCAAGAACAGAGAUCUGUACACAACACUGAGCUUCCUAUAACAGUUGGAGAAGAUACACAUGUUAGGGAUAUUCAAGAACAGAGAUCUGUACACAACACUGAGCUUCCUAUAACAGUUGGAGAAGAUACACAUGUUAGGGAUAUUCAAGAACAGAGAUCUGUACACAACACUGAGCUUCCUAUAACAGUUGGAGAAGAUACACAUGUUAGGGAUAUUCAAGAACAGAGAUCUGUACACAACACUGAGCUUCCUAUAACAGUUGGAGAAGAUACACAUGUUAGGGAUAUUCAAGAACAGAGAUCUGUACACAACACUGAGCUUCCUAUAACAAGUGGAGAAGAUACACAUGUUAGGGAUAUUCAAGAACAGAGAUCUGUACACAACACUGAGCUUCCUAUAACAAGUGGAGAAGAUACACAUGUUAGGGAUAUUCAAGAACAGAUAUCUGUACACAACACUGAGCUUCCUAUAACAGUUGGAGAAGAUACACAUGUUAGGGAUAUUCAAGAACAGAGAUCUGUACACAACACUGUGCUUCCUAUAACAGUUGGAGAAGAUACACAUGUUAGGGAUAUUCAAGAACAGAGAUCUGAACACAACACUGAGCUUCCUAAAGGGGGAAAUGUAUAUACCUUUUCUCUUGGAGAAAUGCAAAAUUUAGCCCAGCAGUGGACAAAGCAGACAGAAGAUGAAGAAUCUGAUACUCCUUCUUCUACUGUUGUUUUUAUUGAGGAACAAGAACAUGGUAUUUUUAAGUUUACAGAAAUCAAACAAAUAUCAAUGUUUAAAGGUGAAACCAAAGGACCAACAGAUGAUAAUCAUGAAGUGGUUUAUGAGGCAGAAGCUGUGAUAGAAACAGAAACUUUGGCAGAUGAUACUUUGAAUUUUCCAAAGGAUGAGAUACAGGAAAUCAUUGGACAUGAUGUCAUGGAUGUAGAUGAUGGGAAAAAAUGUAAAAAGAGAAGAUGGAAGAGAAUUAGGUACACAGAUUCUGAUAUGGAAGUUGAUCCUCCAGCUGAAGGUACAUGUAGUAUCAAAAGAACGAAAGUCAGUAAUGAGACAUGUGAGUUGGUUUAUGAUAUUGAUAACAACAGUGAUAACAACAGUGAUAACAACAGUGAUAACAACAGUGAUAACAACAGUGAUAACAACAGUGAUAACAACAGUGAUAACAACAGUGAGACAAGUGAACAAUAUCCUGUACUCCCAAAGCUGCAGUGCUCAGUUGGCAAAAUUGAGUUGAGUUCUGAGGAUUCUGAAGAUGACGACUUAAUAGAUGAAGAUAUCAUUAUAAGAGAUGUUAAACACAAGGAACUAUACAUUACGGGUGUGAAAAAAAAUGAAUUUACUAAAACGGGUAAAAUGAAGAAAACAGAGAGGGUAUAUAAUUCCCACCACCCCUGUCCAUUUUGUGGCAUAAUGCAGACUAAUUUUUCCCACCAUAUAUUGUCUACUAAACAUAUGGAAGAACAAGAAGUUAAAGAAAUUAUAAAACUAGAUCUUUCAAACAGUAGUUCUGAGGAAAAAAAGAAAAUUAUGAAAGAUAGAAAAAGAAUGAUUGAUCUGUUAAGAUUAAAAGGAUGUCAUCAACAUAACAUGAAAGUCAAUCAAAGUAAAACCGGAGAAAUCAUAUUGGCCCGUAGAAUUUUAACGUCCGGAUCUUUUGACAUUGAAAAGUAUGGAGCGUGUCCAUCAUGUCUUGGGUGGUUUUUAAUAUCAAAUUUUCAAAGGCAUCAAUCAAAUUGUCCUGGUAAUUAUAGUAGAACGAAACAAAGUAAGGCUAGUUUGAUAACCCAGUCUCAGAUAAUAUCUAGAAGAAUUUCAGAUGAGGCUAGUCCUGCUUUAGUCAGAGAGGUUUUUAGUAUAAUGACCAUAGAUGAAGUCUCAAAGGUUGCAAAAAAUGACAAACUAAUUAUAUCAUUAGGAAAUCAAUGGAUGCUGUCUAACAUGGGCAAUCGUAUAAUGAGGAAAUACUAUACAUCUUCUGUGAUGAGAUUGGCAGCCAAGCUUCUGACUUCUUUAAGAAGCAUCACAGGUUUGAAGGAACAUUCAAUGGAGCAGUUCAUAGAAGCAAAAUAUUAUGAAUAUUUUGCCAAAGCUGCAUUGAUUUGUAGUAAACAAGUUGUAAAUGAUGAAGAAGAUUUGAAUAGCCCAAGCAAUGCAAUAAAACUUGGAUAUGACAUAAAACGUAUGGCUUCUGCAAAACUUGGUGAAGCUUUAGUGGAAGGUGAUGAUCUAAAGAAAUCCCAAGCAGAAAACUUUUUAACACUAGUGAAUAUGAGUUGGAGCUUGAAAGUGACAAAACUAGCAAGAAUGGUUCUAGCAGAAAGAAAUUUUAAUAUUAUUAAGCAACUUCCUCUACCUGAAGACAUUCAAAAAAUGGUUUCUUUUAUGGUGGAAGAGCUUAAUAAAUUGGACUUGCAGGAUGUUGCAUACAAGAUAUUUAGAAAGGCUGCUGUUCUUGCUUUAGCUAGGAUUACAUUGUAUAAUAGAAGAAGAUGUCAUGAAGUUCAAGCUUUAAAUUUAUCGGAUUACAGGAGGAGAAAAAGUACCCCAGAUGAAGUGGCUUUGCAAAUGAGCCAUGAGCUCACAGAGUUUGAAAAGGAGCUUCUUAACACGCAGGAGGUGGUAAUGAUUCGAGGGAAGGGUGGCAAGGCGGUUCCGGUUAUUAUCCCAAAGGAUGCUGUAAAUGUGUUGGAAUACCUGUCAAAUGACUCUAUUAGACUCAAAGUUGGAAUACCUCCUUCGAAAUAUUUGUUUGCUAAUUCCAAUGCAGGUGUUUUUAGGGGCUAUGAUGCCAUUGGUGCUGUAAAAAAGGAAGCAGGAUUAAAGUUGCCAAACCUUGUUAAAACGUCUAACAUGAGGAAGUAUAUGGCAACAAUGAUGCAGUCAUUGGACAUAACAGAAAACCAACGUCAAUGGAUCCUAGAUCACCUAGGACAUACUAUGGAUGUCCAUAGGGUCCAUUAUAGGCAAACAAGUGAUUUAAUAGAAAGGGUUCAUGUAUCAAAACUUUUGUUAAUCCAAGACUUUGGUAUGGUGAAAGAUUUUGUUGGCAAAAAAUUGGAGGAUAUUCAACUAGAAGAUAUUGUACCGCAAAAAAAAGACAUAUCAGCAGUAAGUGAAGAUGAUGCAGAUAUAGAUACACCAAACACAGGAAUUGAUAAUAUAGCAGAGGACUUUAUUCCAGAAUUGCAUGACGAUGAAGUUGAUGCUGAUUUCAGCAUUCCAAUUCAAGAACAUAGACCUGAUAAAAAGAAAUCUAGAAAAGACAAAGUUCAACGCCAAAAAUGGUCAGAGGAUGAUGUCCAGGAACUAGAGGACCUGUUUUCAGUUAAUCUUAAAAAACUGAAAUGUCCAAAACAAGCCAAAAUUGAAAAAAAAAUUUCAAUUAGCAAAAAAAAUGGUGGUCUUAUCCACAAAAGAAAGCGUGAUAACAUCAAGAAGAAAGUCAGCAAUAUGAUUCAAAAACUCAAAACCGUUGAUAAUGGUUAAUAUUGAAAAUUAUUUUACAGGACAAAUAUAAAUAAAAAUAAAUAUUGGCUCACCUGAGGUUAAUAAACUUGUCUUUUUUAUCGCUGACAUAGGGUAGGUAAGGCUGUUUUUUUUUAUUAUUUGUUGGUUGCAUAUUUUAAUAUGAAAUUUUGUAAUUUUGUCUGAGAAGGAAAUAAAAUUCCUAAGAUAUAAUUAUGAAUACAUUUACUGUUUAUUUAAACAAUAUUGUAAACCUGGAAGCAACAAGAAAAUCUCUUUGAAUAAAGCUUCAUAUUUUAGAAGGUUUUUCGAGCUGGAUAAUCCAUAUUUGGUACAUGUGAACUUGACCUCAUUUUCAUGGUUUAAUGACAAUUUAAAAAUUCUGAGUUAAAAUUGGUAAUAGGACAGCUAUUUGGUAAUAAAUUAAUUGCUUAAUAUAUGUGUCUGUCAGACUAGGUUAACCUGACCUUUACCACAUUUCAGGAAUCAGUGAUUAAGUGAGUUAAUAUGACUAGAGAGGAAUAAAACUUAGCAGGGGCCCAGUCGCCCAUGGCCCUAGAUUUUGUGCUGGGCUACUUAAAUUUUGAUAAAAUUUGGUUAAAAAUACAAACGUCAAUUAGGAACAAUUUUGUCUGUGCUACCAGCUUGAAUUUCCCAAGUUUUAUCCCUGCUAGAUCCAUUUCUCAUGUAUUUUAAGCAAUAGGUCAACUGUAGUAGGUGUAUAGAAUGAUUGUUAAGAAUACAUCUCUUAUCUGACAGGGUUGAUCUUGACAUUAACCUUAUUUUCAUGGAUAAUUGAUAAUAUUAAAUUUUCUGUUUUACUUGAAGCAAAACUUUAUAUAUAUAAUUCAGUUAAAGAUCUUCGCUACACUUGUUUUGACUUUUUGUCUGAUAUUUGAAUCCUCUAGUUUUAUCCAUAUAGUGCCACUUCUUGAUUUAUUUUAUUACAUUUGGUUUUAAAAGCCAUUUUUGAAAAUCUUAUACAAUCCUUGUUAUUUUUUAUUUGUUUUUAAGAAAAGGUUCACAAUGUUAAAUGCAUGAAAAAUCUUAAAUUUCCCUACAAAUGUCCUUUUGGUUAUUUCUCUAAACAAGGACAAAGACAUUUCAUUUUUUAUGCUUUUCAAGAUCCGUUAUUUAUAUUCUAUCAGUUUAUAGUCUUUUAAUAAAAUCUUGUUAUUUUGAGACAUAGGAGCUAAUUCUGAUCAUCCUUAAAUCAGUUUAGCAGACCAAACAUUUCAGCAUGUGCACUCUUAGUUAUUUUUGUGUUUAUGUAUAGAUUUAUUUUUAUUUGAUGAUGGGCUUUCUGGGAUUAAAUUUGUACAGGCAUUUUUUUUUGUGAGACUUGGCAACAGUUAAAAUUAUUGUUUAUUUUACUACUCUGAGAAAAAACUCAAAAGAAUUUGUCAUAAAGUGAAGAUUUAUUAUACAUGUAUUUUUUUUGUCUUGUCUACUGAGAUUGACAUUAUAUGUAUAUUUUGUUUUAUAAUAUCUGCUACACGUAAUUGCUGAAGACAGGGCAUUAGUGUGUACAGUUAUGGUAGUAGAAAUGUUUUUCAAACUUGUUUAUGUGUGAAAUUUAUUCAUCCAUUUGGGACAGAUGCCACAUGAUGUAAAAUUACUGCAUCUUUUAUCAAGGACCUUAUGCCAAAGUAACUUUAUGGAAACUACUGUUACUAAUUUGAGAAACUAAUAUUUGCAAUUUGGACAUUCAUGGUACCGACAUAUUUUUGAUUUUUUUUAAUUGAAAAACAAAACUAUAGAAUGGAUAUGUGUACUCAUUUUCAAUAUUACCCUGUAAACAAGAAAGUAUUCAAUUAUGAAAAAUAAUGGUUCCCUUUGAACAACUGGGCCUAGUGUGAGAAGUUACCACAAUUAAUUUUCAGAUCCAUAGAUCAAAUAGACAGGAGGUACAGUUAUUGUUUUUGGUAAACUUGUCAAAAUUAGAUUUAUACCACAACUAAAAAAAAUCUUUGAAAAUUUGACUGAAAUAAUUGAGGUUAUUUGAAAUUCUAAGGUGACUUGUUCAAGCUUAUAAUGUUACAAAUAAGUUACUCCUGUUGUCCUAAUGGUGUUAAAUGUCUAAAAUACUGUAUGGGAUUAUUUUUAUUUCCCAGUUUACUUGUCUCAAACUAUAAUAUCUGAGUAUUUUGGUAUGAAAAUAAUAAAUAUGUUUGCCUGUAAUAUGUUUAUUCACUGUGACAUUGCCAAUUUUCAUCACAGUAAC
This is a messenger RNA of Mytilus trossulus (common blue mussel), 7846 nucleotides long. RefSeq lists its product as uncharacterized. The record is from RefSeq and is a predicted model, not a curated record. Gene Ontology annotation, biological process: DNA integration; DNA recombination. Gene Ontology annotation, molecular function: DNA binding. The coding region runs from base 1 to 5643 and encodes 1880 amino acids. The transcript has 11 exons. NCBI's taxonomy places the organism in Eukaryota, Metazoa, Mollusca, Bivalvia, Mytilida, Mytilidae.